This is a messenger RNA of Momordica charantia (bitter melon), 961 nucleotides long. RefSeq lists its product as uncharacterized. The record is from RefSeq and is a predicted model, not a curated record. NCBI's taxonomy places the organism in Eukaryota, Viridiplantae, Streptophyta, Magnoliopsida, Cucurbitales, Cucurbitaceae.
GACACUCCCGAUUCCAUCGCUAUUACAAUUUUCAAGCGCACGCCGAGCGAGCGAGAUUGAGCGAAAGCGAAGAUGGUGAAGAAGAGGGGUCGAACUCGCCGGUCCUCAGCCGCGGAGCUUCUGGAAACGCCGCCUUUAACGCCUCCUCCGUCCGCCGACACUCCAAAGUCAACGAUCUUCAACACAAAAAACAGCAAUGAAAGGAAGUUAUCUUCACCGGAGAACACCAACGUUGCGAAGAACAGAGUCGCUGCUGGUCUAGGUUCUUCCACUGCCGGUCUCUUCAAGUCGCCUGCUCGAAAUACUUUGAGCACUAUAUCUGAUCUCAAGGACUUUGCGUCUUCGCUUCUCGUCGAUCUCAAGCGCCACAUUGAUCACUCUCACUCACAGAUUGUCAAAGAUCUCGACUCCUCGAACUCACGCCUCCAAAAGCGAUUUAAGAUUCAAAGUCAAACAUGCCAGCAAAUGAUGGAUGAAGCAGAGAAGGAGUAUAAGAAGAUGUCCCGAAGAAUUUGUGAAAGUCAGGAAGCAAUGAAGGCUUCAUACGAAGAGUUUUUGGCACAUGAACAGGAGAGUGCAUCUCGCGCUUGUAAAACAUCCGUGACUGAACUUUCGCAAUCCUUUGAGAGAUCAAUGGAUGCUCUUCGCAGCCGUUUCGGGAUCCCGUCCACCUAACCUCACUAUCAAGUGACUUGAUGAACAAUUACUGUGCUUGGCAUCAUCUGUUUCUCGACCACACCCUCUACUUAAGUAAGUUCACUACUAUCUAGCCAGAUGUGGUGUUCAAUCCAAAUUUCUUGCAAUAUUCAUUUUUACACGUUAGACUCACAAGUAGUGUGUCAAUAUGUUUGUUUUCCUCACAACUUAAACAUUUACGCUAUAAAAACUAUCAUGCAUAUGAAUGCUCUACUGGUCAUGUUAUACAAUUUUCUUUGAAAUGGCAGAUAUAAAUUUCGGUCAA